Molecule: messenger RNA, 1097 nt
Organism: Rhopalosiphum maidis (corn leaf aphid)
Lineage: Eukaryota; Metazoa; Arthropoda; Insecta; Hemiptera; Aphididae
Product: 52 kDa repressor of the inhibitor of the protein kinase-like
Exons: 6
Coding region: 517-978 (153 amino acids)
Molecular function (GO): sequence-specific DNA binding
Source: RefSeq, a predicted model, not a curated record
CCCAAACGUUACGUGUGGGCGCUAGCGCGUGCGUUCGCGUAACAUACUAAUACUAUUCUAUCGUACACGCACGUCGCCGUCGUCGUCGUCUUCGUCCCGUAAUAUAUUAUUAAUAUAGUGCGUUCGCACCGUGUUGUUGAACCGCCCGUUCGCAGUACCGGAUAAAAUAAUAAGACAUCGCGCGUCGGGUCCCAUCGGGCACGCACAGUGUAGUUGUUGUGUACGGGCCGAAGAAAGGAAAAAAAGCACACUGCCUGGCGGACGAUGCCGCCAACGCGAUCCGUUAUCACGCAGCCCGUUAUCAGCGCGUGAAACAACGUUUUAAUUUUAAAAAAAAAAUUUCCUCAGACUCGGCCGCGCGCGUCUCAAUUUCUCCACCGUCGGUCCCGUUUCCGCGACGUUCGCGCGCGUGUGCCCAAGAGCACAGUAGCACGUACCGUAACACAUCGCCGCCGCCGCCGCUGCGCGCCCGCCGAACGCCGCCGCGCGCACGACGACGACGACAACCACCACACGAUGCCGUCGCACAUGAACUGUUGUUUUAACAAAUGCACCAACUCGAGCCGGAGCACGCAGAACCUGUCGUUCCACAAGUUCCCGACCAACGAGAGCCUGUGUAAACAAUGGGUCGAUCUGUGUCAGAACGACAAAGUCAUCCAGAAGUUCAAGAACCACGGUUCCAGCCAGGUGUCAAAGAGUUUCAGGAUAUGUUCCGAACACUUCAAGCGGGAGGACUAUGUGCUGUGGACUUCGAAAAAGAAGGUGUUGCACAAAGGAUCCAUUCCGACAGGACAACAGCUAAUAAGUCCAAAAACGACACACACGAACAUUACCAAUUGGAGUGAUAUGAUCACCGAGGAAGACGAAGCAGUCGCCAACAACGCAACUUGGAGUCCACGCGGAACCCCAAAUUUUGAUCUAUCUGGCUCAGUUGUGUAUUUUCUAGUACCUGAGCAGGCUUUAUCAAUCAUUUGGUAAUAAUUUCAAAAGAUAUUGUUGAUCAUACAAUUGCUCCAUUAAUUAAUAUUGUUUCACUGUAAGAAGAUAAUCAAUUUUUUGUUGAUUAUAGAAUCUAUACUUAAAAUUAGAAGACAACC